GUUUUUGUUGGGUGCGUUUUGUAAUUAAGUCAAAUCGCAGGGUACACAAACGCAAAUACCUAAAACAAAAAAACCCUAAUUUUGUUCGCUAGGUUUAAAAUCUCAACUACUAUCAGCGGCACUCCUAUUUCGUCGAACUCUGCUCAGUUUUCUAAUAUCUGCCGCCGCAAUCUCCUGUCCUACGCCGACAAAACAAUGGCGUUCGCAACAAUGAAGCCGACGAAGCCGGGAUUGGAGGAGCCCCAAGAGCAGAUUCACAAGAUCCGCAUCACUCUGUCUUCCAAGAAUGUCAAGAAUCUAGAGAAAGUUUGUGCCGACCUGGUACGUGGUGCCAAGGACAAAAGGCUGAGAGUCAAGGGACCAGUGAGAAUGCCUACCAAGGUUCUCAAAAUCACGACCAGGAAGUCUCCUUGCGGUGAAGGAACAAACACAUUUGAUAGGUUUGAGCUGCGGGUGCACAAGCGAGUGAUUGACCUUUUCAGCUCACCAGAUGUUGUGAAGCAGAUUACUUCAAUCACCAUUGAACCUGGUGUAGAAGUUGAAGUUACCAUUGCUGACUCCUAGAUAAGCUGCUGUAUUUCUGCAUUUGCUAGUUAAGUUGAGAACUUGUUUAUUUAUCGACCUAUUAGAUGUUUGAAAUUCGAAUAUAAGGGUGUUGCUGAACUGAUGAAUUUAAGUUUUGUUACAUGGUUUUGUGAGGGCAUUUGAGAAAGGAGGUUUGUAGGUAUUUCUUUUAUCUAGCUUGAAUGCAUAAUACGUUAGUGAUCCA
Molecule: messenger RNA, 769 nt
Organism: Salvia miltiorrhiza (redroot sage)
Lineage: Eukaryota; Viridiplantae; Streptophyta; Magnoliopsida; Lamiales; Lamiaceae
Product: 40S ribosomal protein S20-2-like
Exons: 4
Coding region: 196-564 (122 amino acids)
Biological process (GO): translation
Cellular component (GO): ribosome; cytosolic small ribosomal subunit
Molecular function (GO): structural constituent of ribosome; RNA binding
Source: RefSeq, a predicted model, not a curated record